UUUUACAUUUUACGCAUAGAACAUUUCUACGUGACACGACAUCAAUCAAGCAAGAAGGUAAUCUCGACCAUAAACAUAUGUGGUUUAGGGACGUAAUCAAGAAUUCAAAAGGUCGCGAAAUUCUGCGUGCAUCGUUGAACACCCGCGCUCGCGCCUGCCGCCGACGACUUCCGGCCGACGCCCAAUCGCCAUCUUGUUUCUUCUUCGCGUCGAUUGCUCACCUUGUUUCGUGCCACGUCGUAAUAAAAUAUUUUUUCAGAGACUAAUUAUAAUUAGAUCUAGUAAUAUUUUUAAGAUCUACGUAACUAGUUUUUACAUAUUAUUGUGUUGUGCUAGAAAAAGCUGCGUUACAUCUUGCAAAAUGGAAACGGAUUUGUCAUCAGAGAAACGUGCAUUAGCACUUGAGAACUCAGAGCGGCCUUCUUCACUCCAUGAGAAGCAGAAAGCACCGGCGAGGAUGGUAGCUGCAGCAGUGAAGAGCCAACCUCCAGCUGUGAAGGAUCAGCCUCCAGCUGUGAAGGACCAGCGUCCAGCUGCAGACCCCGUGAUGACCAAGCCGCAACCAUCAUGCUUACUCUGUGUUACUGCAACAUGAGCCUGUCUCCAUCCAGUCGCCUGCACCUUCAGCACCUAAUGCGUCACAGUCUGCACCUACACCAACACUACUCAGCACUCAGUUUGGCCAUGUCAUAGCGGGUAACCUCCCCAGCCUUCCUGCUCACCCCUCAAAGUCAAACAAGAAGGUGGUAUCUUUGUUUUGUACUACGUGUGAUUCUGAUCUUAACGACACUAUGUCACUAUUCUGGAAGACUGAAGAUGUGCCUCAAGUAUUCACAGAAAAAGUGUCAGAGCACGAAGCAUGUGAGCAAAUGUUUCAAGAGAAUGUACAAUUAACUAAUAACCAAUUUGAAGUUGCCUUACCAUUAAAGUUGCCUCUCGACUCUGUCAAUGAUACUCUGGGAGAUUCCUUGUACCUUGCAUUAAAGAGAUUUCAUAAUUUGGAAAAUAGGCUGCAUAAAGAUCCAGUUUUAUUGAAAUUAUAUAAAGAUUUCAUUCAUGAAUAUUUAGAGUUGGGACAUGGAUCUAAAAUUGACAUUGCACAAUAUGAUUUAAAUUCAGAUCCAGUUUAUUUUUUGCCCCACCAUCCUGUAGUAAGAAUGGAUAAGAAAAGUACUAAAUGCAGGGCUGUAUUUGACGCUUCAAUGAAAACAAAUAAAAAAGUGUCACUUAAUAAUUUGCUUUUAAAUGGUCCUGUAGUACAGAAAGAAUUGUUCGACAUUUUAAUUCUAUUUCGAUUCGAACAAUAUGUAUUUGUCACUGAUAUUAAACACAUGUUUAGGGCAGUUAGUCUUAAUGAAAAGUAUCGCCCAUUGCAAAACAUUCUCUGGCGUGACUCGCCAGACAACAAUGUUGAAUGUAUUCAGCUAAAUACCGUUACGUAUGGGCUAAAAAGCUCGUCGUAUUUAGCCACUCGUUGCUUAAUAGAAUUAGCUGAUCGAUAUGCAGAGGAUUUUCCAUUAGCAUCAUCCAUUCUAAAGAAUCAAACUUAUGUAGAUGACAUUUUAGCUACCAAUGAUUCCUUAGACGCAUUGAUAGAGUCGAAAGAGCAACUUUGCAAGCUUCUGGACCUGGGAGGCUUCCAGCUACAUAAGUGGUCUUCUAAUAGAGUUGAGGCUUUGCACGACAUACCGACAGACAAACAGUAUUUCGACUCUAUUGACUUAGAAAAAACUAAUUUAUGUAUAAAAACGUUAGGUGUUAAUUAUGACAUUAAGUCUGAUACACUAACCCUUUCUGCGCCUAAUACAGGCACUAACAUACCUGACACUAAGCGGGAAGUACUCAGUUUUAUAAGUAAGUUCUUUGAUCCGCUAGGCUUGGCGGGCCCGCUCGUUGUAAGUGCUAAGGUCAUUAUGCAAAAGCUUUGGGAAGCACGUCUUGAAUGGGACUCCAUACUUAACGAUGAUUUAAGAAAGCUAUGGCGUGAGUUUUAUGAAAGUCUUUCAAUUAUGGCUCCCAUGAGUUUCAAUCGUUAUGUCUGCUUACAAAAUGCAACAUGUCUGCAACUGAUAGGUUUCGCCGAUGCCUCGAGUUCCGCUGCUUACGGCUGCUGUGUGUACCUGCGUGUGGUUGACUCAACAGGUAAUGUGAAUGUUUCCUUACUCUGUUCGAAGUCUCGCGUCAACCCCAUCAAACAGAGUCUCACCGUGCCGCGACUGGAGCUCAAUGCCGCACUGCUGCUUGCGAAGCUUAUCACCAGAGUGCAUGAUACACUCUCAUUAAAAAAGACCAUUAACAAUGUUGUAUUAUACUCCGACUCACAGAUUGUUCUGGCUUGGAUACAGACUAAUGCUGCUAAAUUAAAUACUUAUGUAGCAAACAGGGUAAAGGAGAUCUCCCAGCUCACCAGUAAGUAUACAUGGGCAUAUGUAAACACGCACGAGAAUCCUGCCGACUGCCUGAGCCGAGGCGUCCUACCCCAUGAGCUCGAGAGCAACCAGUUGUGGUGGACAGCACCUUUAUUCCUCCAUGACAGUAAGUAUGUUGCUCCCCAACAAGAGCAGUACACGGCCGACGGUCUACCCGAGGUGAGAAGGAGCUCUGAGUUCUCUAGUGCAAUGGUUUGUACUCUCUCUGAUAAGGCAGACAUAAACCUUGAUUUUCUUGAUAAAUAUUCAGAUAUAAAUAGAAUGCAAAGGGUUCUUGCUUACAUUUUACGUUUCUGUAGUAACACACGCACAAAAACUGAUAAAAUAAAACAUAAUUUCAUAUCUAGUUCUGAAUUAAAUAGCUCAUUAAAUUUAAUAUUAAGAUAUGAACAACAAAAGUUUAUGAAAGAAGAAUUAUAUUCUUUAAAAUGUAAUAAUACUGUAAAGGGUAAUAUUAAGGCCUUGUAUCCAUUCAUUGAUGACAGUGGUUUAAUAAGGGUAGGUGGCCGAUUGCAUAACGCCAAUAUUCCUUAUUCUCAAAAACACCCCAUUGUCCUGCCUAAAGGUUCCCGAGUAACAGAGUUAAUUAUUAGAAGCGAGCAUGAGAAAAACCUUCACGCGGGACAACGACUUGUUCUUUCAUCAAUGAAUCAAAAAUACUGGCUGCUUAACGGUAUUCGUGAAAUCAAAAAGGUCAUACACAAGUGUAUUGUAUGUUGGAAAUUAAAAAAGAAUGUAUCUCAACAACUGAUGGGUUCUUUACCACAUGACAGAGUGAAUGCAUGUCGUCCAUUUCAGAAAAUCGGUAUUGACUUUGCUGGCCCGAUAAGCGUCAAACAAUCAACGAUACGUCGGUCUGUCGUAUCAACAGGCUAUAUUUGUGUCAUAGUCUGCUUCGUUACAAAAGCAGUACACUUAGAAUUGCUCUCUGAUAUAAAAACAGAAUCAUUUCUUGCCUGUUUUGACCGCUUCAUUUCCCGUCGAGGCCUUCCUACAGACGUAUACUGUGACAAUGCAUCCACUUUUAAAUGUGCAAAAAGUAAAUUAGAUGACUUCUAUAAAUUACAGACUUCCAAAGCUCACCAAUCACAGGUACAAGGAUAUGCAUCUCAAAAAGGCAUAAAUUUCCAUUUUAUUCCUUGCUAUUCACCCAUUUUUGGUGGUCUUUGGGAAGCUGGUGUUAAAAGUGUGAAACACCACAUGAAAAGAGUCGUUCAGAAGGCAUUGUUAACCUAUGAACAGUUACAUACUGUACUAUGUAAAAUUGAAGCUAUUCUAAACAGCAGGCCUUUAAUUCCGUUAUCAAAUGAUGUUAAUGACUAUUCUUAUUUAACACCAGGCCACUUCCUGAUUGGAACAGCUUUAAAUUCCUAUCCAGAGCAAGAUGUAACAGACAUACCUCAGAACAGACUCAAGUUCUGGAGAAUAUGUAUUAGUAUGCAACAAUGUUUCUGGAAAGUUUGGAAUAGACAUUAUUUGAAUAUUUUACAAUCACGUCCAAAGUGGACAGACGUAAUGCCUAAUAUAGAAGUAGGUUCUCUUGUAAUACUCAGUGAAAGCAAUUCACCCCCUUUGUAUUGGCCUAUGGCAAGGGUGACUAAGUUGUUUCCUGGCUCUGAUAAUAUUGUUCGUGCGGUAGAAGUUAAAACAGCUAAUGGGAAUACCCAUACGAGAUCUAUAACUCGCGUAUGUGUAUUACCAAUUAAAUAAAGUUCAUAGUGUAACUUAUUUAAUCAUUAUACAAUUUAUUUUCUUAUUUACAAUGUAGACAUUUUUCCUUUAGUAUACACAUUAUUAUACCUAGUUUUCUAAAGUGUUAGGCUGGGUAAUGUAUACCAUUUUCGUGCUCCCGAGGUGCAGGCGUACUCGCUGCGUUGUCUUUUUAAUUAAUAAUAAUAAGUAUGUACUGUCAAGUGCAGAUGUCAGUAGGUACUACAUACAUUUUUCUUUUAUUUGAAACAUGUGUAUGUUUAAUAUCUAAGUAUAAACGUUAUUGCCUUUCUAUUUACUAGAUAUUAAGUUUAUUAAGCCACCUAUUGUAGGUAUGUUAUGAUAAGGACGUAUGCUAUGUUUAUUAAGUCAAUUUGGACAUGGCAUAUUUUCCAAAUAUUCCUUCUAUUUUGUAAUGAGUAUGUGUAAAGUUUUCUUUAGUGCAUGACUGUGUCAAAUUGAUCCUUUUCUUUUGUGAUGAUUAGGUGUAAAAGUUUUUAAAUAGUUAAGUAACUAAAGUUGAACUAGGACAAUGUUGUAUGUUAUGUCAUGGUGUAUGUUAUGUCAAUAGGUACAUCCAUACUUACUUAUAAUUAUUUUUUGUAUCUUACAUGCUUGAAUGCUGUCAUUUAACAUUUUCUUUAAAAAAUGUAAUCUUAUGUUUUACAAAUGUACAACUUCUUUGUCAUAAUAACCAUUUGUAGGCAUAAAAGUUACUAGAUUUUCUUUUAUAUCGUUUUAUAUGCGACCACAAACAUUAUCAAGUUAAUAAAUUAACAUUCUAAAUUUCAUUCAUAAAAUGUUUAGUUUGUUUGAUAGAUUUGUGUUUGUUCAAAGCCACUAGCGUUUGUCACUAUAAUAUUGUUAUGUAAAGUAAUUUAUAGUCAAUAACAAACCUGUUUUUAAUAUGCUAGCUUUUGCUUUGCCAUACAGUUUAGUUUGGCUUUGAAUUGUUUGUAUAAUGUUUAAAGUCAUUAGAAUUUUGGUUUUUUGUACUAAUUGUUUUGUAUAAAAGUACUUUACUCGUAACUAAAGCUUUCUUUUGUGGCCGCAGCAUGUUGGCAUCCCCAACAUUAAAUUUAUAUUUUUUAGUGUGACAACACUUUUGUCACUUCCCUUCCCUUCUUGCUCUCCAUUCAACUACUGUGAUGUGAACACUUUUUUGUACGAAUUUAAUUAAAUUCAGUGAAUUGUGCCUACU
Pectinophora gossypiella (pink bollworm) is the source of this 5340-nucleotide messenger RNA. RefSeq lists its product as uncharacterized. The transcript is spliced from 3 exons. Gene Ontology annotation, molecular function: nucleic acid binding. Gene Ontology annotation, biological process: DNA integration. The coding region runs from base 792 to 4139 and encodes 1115 amino acids. Lineage: Eukaryota; Metazoa; Arthropoda; Insecta; Lepidoptera; Gelechiidae. The record is from RefSeq and is a predicted model, not a curated record.